This is a messenger RNA of Bombyx mandarina (wild silkworm), 792 nucleotides long. RefSeq names its product vacuolar ATPase assembly protein VMA22. Gene Ontology annotation, biological process: vacuolar proton-transporting V-type ATPase complex assembly. The record is from RefSeq and is a predicted model, not a curated record. NCBI's taxonomy places the organism in Eukaryota, Metazoa, Arthropoda, Insecta, Lepidoptera, Bombycidae.
ACUCGUGAUCCUGUGCUUUAAGCUUGUGAAUCUUGUGAUGAAAGUUAUUUAUUUAAGAUAAUAUUUUCUUCACUAUUUGAUAGAAAAUGUGCUGUAUACCAUUUUAAUUUUCCCUCAACAAUUCAAAGUUAUAUAGGUAAGGAUUUCUCGACAAUCAACAUUGCACCAUGUCAAAUAUUGAACCAGCUCACGAUUUAUUGGAUAAAGUAAUUUUGAGACAACUUGACCUUUUAGAGCAAAAAAUAAAGUGUGAAUUGAACAUAGAAUCUAAUGUUAACAAUGGAAGCAUUCACCUUGCGAAGUCUCGAUACAUUAUGGGACAAAGUUCUGUGAGUACAACCAAAUUACCCACUGAAAGUAGUCCCGAUUUUUCUGCUUCAAUAAUGUGUAAAACAAUUGAAGAAGAUGGAAUGACGAAACUAAAAUUGUACCAAAACAAAGAAAACACUAUAGUUCCACUACAUUGGUUUGGUGUUUUGGUGCCGCAGAACCUGCAUAUGGCGCAAAAAAUAUUUCAAACAACAUUAUCAUAUGUUGUUGAAUGUUCAAAUAUUCAGUUACAACUCAAAGAAAACAUGAAGAACAUAAACGCUCUGAGAAAAUAUUUAAACAUUAUUUCAAAAAGUUAAAGUUUAUUGUAAUUAAUGUGCUUUGUUAAGUUUAUUCUAAUGCAGAUUUCUCUAAUUAAGCUGUUGCAAAUAAAUUAUUGUUAAUUUACAAUAAAAUCAGCAUUGAGUAAUAUUGUGUAAAUAUGUUUUGUUCUUAUUAAACCUUUUAAACAAGCAAUUAUUA